AUGACGCGUAUCGGGUCCAUCUUCGCGCUCGUGCUCGUCGCGUUGCUAGCGUCGUUCGCGCUCGUGGACGCCGGGCUGCCUCCCGCGCUCGCGGGCGGCGGGGGCAUCGUCGAGGCGACCCCGUUGGAGGCGCCGGUGGUGCUGCCGUCGGAGUCGUCGAAGGCGCCGCGAUCGCGCGAAAGGGAUCCCGCGGCAGUCGAUCGACCCUCGGCGGCGACGCCCCUCGACGACGAGGAGAAGGCGCCGACCGACGCGUCCGGCGCCGUCGGGGCCUACACGCUCCGCGACGAGUCCACCCCGACGCAGCGCGAGCCGAAGGCGACGUCGGCGCACCGACCCGCCGAUGGGCUCCGCGACGACGACGACGACGACGGUGCGGAUCCCAAGACCGCCGCGACGCCAGCUGUGUCCACGCGUCCGAACGACCCCGCCGGCCCGGCGGACGCGGACGCGGACUACGAUGCGGACGACGAGAAACGGCAAACGCGGGCGACGAUCGAUGCGGCGGACGAGCGCGAGACGCGCGGCGAUGCCGCCGACGUGACCCACGAGACCCGAUCGUCCUCCCCCUCCUCCAAUUUCUCCUCCACCGAUCCCUCGUCGCGUUCGCCCUCGACCGACGCCGCCGAGGACGACGACGACGCCGCGUCCACCGUCGCGACGUCGAAGCCGACGACGACGCGCGAACCCGAGCCGACGCUCGCGAGCGCGGCGGGUGCGCACCGGUCCCCCUCGCCCGCCGACGGCGCGGCGGGGACGGCGACACGGCUGGCGGCGGGGACGACACAGCUGGCCGCGACGAACGCCUCCUCUCCCUCCGGUCCCGUCGCCGAGGCGGUCCGAACCCCUGCUCGGCAACAGACGGCGCGAUUCAACGCCUCCUCCUCCUCCUCCUCGGCGGCUGCGGGGGCGGUGGCGUCGGUCGAGGCGGAGGGUUCAGCCUCCGGCGCGGUCGUCGAGCCCCGCGGAGGUGACGCGGCGCCCGCCGUGGUUCGAUACUCGGACGACCUCGAGGAUGGCGAGGAAGAAGAAAGCGACGACGAGCGGCGGCGACAGCAGCGGAACCAAACGCAGAAUCAGCCGCAGCAGCUCGAACCGCAGCAGCUCAAACCGCAGCAGCUCAAACCGCAGCAGCUCAAACCGCAGCAGCUCGACCCGCGGCCUUCCACCUACCCCGAUGAGGACGACGACGCCGGCCGCGUCUCCCUCCCCGAAGACACCGAGCGGAGCAUCGCGGUCGAGACGAAGAGGACCGAAGCUACGGCGGAUAGCCGGACGACCGCCCCGUCGCCCGACCCCUGGAACGAUCCCGCCCCCGUUCCCGCCGACGACGCCCCCGUCCCUCCCGCCGACGACGCCUCGCGCCGCGCCUCCCCCGAGGCUGAACGCGCCGCGCGCGCGCACGCCGAGGCUAUGGGCACGCGCGGCGUCGGCGAGGAUCGCGUCAGCGACGAGCUCAGAGCGCAAAUCGUCGACGAACACGGCCUCGCGCGCGUCACCACCGCGGGCUUCGAGACGGACGCCGGCCAGUGCGGUCGCAGCGGAGCCGUCGCUCUGUUCACCGUGUGGGGAUCAGCGCCGGAUGCGGCGCGCGACGCGAUCGUGUCCACGUUCGAGGGCGCCGCCGCUGACGUGGACGCUGACGUGGACGCUGACGUGGAUUCGUGGCGCGGGGUUUUCGCGUCCUCCGUGCGAGUGCUCGGCGUGUGGAAAGCGCGGUUCGGCGGCGGCUUCGACGACGCCGGCCGCCGCGGCUGCGUGGCCAACUUCUUCGUCAACUCCAAGAUGGCCAGCGGCGUGGUGCCCACCCACGCCGCGGGCGGUGAGUCACCGGGGGCGAAGAAAGAAAGCGGCGACGACCCGCUCGCGCUUCGCGAAUUUUUCCUCGAGAGAGUCCUCCCCGAAGACGACGCUCGGGGCGACCACGACGCCACCGUCAUCGCCCUCGCCGUCAACUGCGCCGCGUCUCACAGGCUCCGUCUGUUGUGGAAGCUGUACGGCGCGGUGGUUGACAGGUUCGGGUUGACGAAGAACGACGCGCACCUCUCCGCGGGUGACGACCAGGUUCGAGCCGACUUUGAAGCGCUCGUCGGGGGAGAGAACUUUGACGACCUCGUCGCCGCGAGGUCCGCGUCGGAUGCCGCACGGUGGACGAGGGGCACGCCGCCGCGAGCGGGGGCGCGCGACGCGUGCCCGAGACUCGCGGGCGCCGCCGCAGAGACGCGGGAGGAGGACGACGCAUCCACGGGCGCGGACGCAAACGCAUCUGCGGGCGAAUGGAAAUCCGAGUCGGCGAUGCAACGCGCGUUCGGCGUCGACGACGAAGCGGACGAAGCGGCGGACGUUCUCCACACGCGGGAGGCGUCCAAGGCGGACCCUGAUGAGGCGCGCCGCGUCGUGAAGCCGUCAAAGUCGAAGGCGGCGAACGACGAGGACUCGGCGUACGAUCGCGCGAGGGAAAAGGUGGAGGCGAUCAAGCGCGAGCGCGAGGAGGUUGUGCUUCGCGACUUUGACGGGGCGAGGUACCUCCGAUGA
Micromonas commoda is the source of this 2535-nucleotide messenger RNA. RefSeq lists its product with no specific name. The transcript has a single exon. The record is from RefSeq and is a predicted model, not a curated record. Lineage: Eukaryota; Viridiplantae; Chlorophyta; Mamiellophyceae; Mamiellales; Mamiellaceae. Bases 1 to 2535 code for a protein of 844 amino acids.